This is a messenger RNA of Corylus avellana, 1406 nucleotides long. Its product is annotated as Pmr5/Cas1p GDSL/SGNH-like acyl-esterase family protein. Gene Ontology annotation, biological process: xylan biosynthetic process. Gene Ontology annotation, molecular function: acetyltransferase activity. The record is from RefSeq and is a predicted model, not a curated record. Gene Ontology annotation, cellular component: Golgi apparatus. NCBI's taxonomy places the organism in Eukaryota, Viridiplantae, Streptophyta, Magnoliopsida, Fagales, Betulaceae.
UCGCUCAGCCCAAUCCAAUGGUACAACAACAACAACAACGAAGACAAGAAGAAGAAGAAGCGGCAAAUGAGUACCUGAAGACCUAGACACACAGAGAGAUCCCAAAAGAUAUAUAUACAAGAGAGAUGUUGGGAGCGGUGCAGCUGGGCGUGAUGGCGGCGUGCGUGGUGCUCUUUGUGCCCAUGGGAAUGGCAGGCUGGCACCUCAGCCGCAACAAGAUGCUCUUCUUCAGCGGCGCUCUCUUCAUCACCCUCGCCGUCGGCGUCCACCUCACCCCUUACUUCCCCUCCAUCUCCGACCUCGCCUCCUCCGUCUCAUCCUUCGUCGUCUUUGACUCCCGCGUCUCCUGCCUCUCCCUCCUCCACGACAUCGUUUGGCGCUCCCACGAUAGGUCCUGGGCCUGGUCCUCCUCUCGACCCGUUUCCGCAUGUGCCUUCCAGAAGCUCGCCCCGCCCGACGCCUCUGAUUUGCUCAACGGCUCCUGGGUCGUCGUCGCGGGGGACUCCCAGGCGAGGCUGCUCGCCCUCUCGUUGCUCCAAUUGGUUUUGGGUUCCGACCGCACGGACUCGGUCAAGGCCGAUUUGUUCAAGCGGCACAGCGAUUAUCAGAUCAUGGUGGAUGAGAUUGGUUUGAAAUUGGAUUUCGUUUGGGCUCCUUUCGUGACCAAUUUGUCCGAUAUGGUCGUUGGUUUCAAGCGGAAUCGGAACUACCCAGAUGUGUUGGUCAUGGGUUCGGGGCUGUGGCAUAUGCUUCAUUACACGAACGCCUCGAAUUACGGUAUUGGGUUAGAGCGGUUAAGGAGUUCGGUGGUGUCCUUGUUGCCCAUUUCGCCGGAAUUAGGUGUCGACGGGCCAGUGGCGGGGUCGUUAUCGGUCCGAUCGCCCCAUUUGUUCUGGAUUGGGGUUCCCACGCUGAUAAACUCGAUGCUGAAUACGGAGAAGAAGAGGGAGAGGAUGACCGAUGCAAUGCGGGUCGCUUACGACGAAGCGCUUCGGAGUAGUAAGCUAUUGCGGCGGUCGGGUGGGCCGCUGUUUUUGCUGGAUAUACAAUCGUUGAGUUGGAAUUGUGGGGUGAGGUGUACGGAGGAUGGGAUGCACUAUGAUGGGGUCGUUUACGACGCUGCUCUUCAUAUCAUGCUCAAUGCAUUGCUCAUUCAGUCUCAUCAGAGGCUCUGAAGGAAGGAGAUUGAUUAAGUCAUUUGAUGACCCAACAUAUAUUCGUCAAGGAUUUUGAUCCUUGUGAGAGUUUGAGUUCUUCCCUCUGAACUUGCAUCUUAUUGACUUUUGCCAAUUUAAUUCUGAUUAACUUAGGAGCAGAAACUUUUUUUUAAUAUUAUUUUUUGGCGAUAUAGUAAUCAAAUAUUCAAAUUCAUUUUCUCUUAUUCAUUAUGAAGAUUGGAUACUGAU